This is a messenger RNA of Cetraspora pellucida, 396 nucleotides long. Lineage: Eukaryota; Fungi; Glomeromycota; Glomeromycetes; Diversisporales; Gigasporaceae. The record is from the annotation of a GenBank genome assembly.
AUGAUUCAUAGAGGAUUUAUGGUUUUUAUAAUCAUUCUUUUGUAUACAACAGUGUUUGGUAUUACUUCUGCAUCACAAAUAAAUCAAAAUGUAAUAGAAGACAUACUAUCAAACGCUCUUUAUAGACGUGACUCAUCAUCAGACACAAGUAAUUCAACACAAGGUUCAACUCCUCCUCUUCCUCUUCCAGGAACGCAAUUCCAAAUGCCACUAGUAGUUGGUCCAACCGCAGCUUCAUCGAUUCUUGCACUGUGUGCUAUAACAAUAUUAGGAGGUGGUAUAACGAGAAUGUUUGCCCGGAAAGAGAAAAAUGUAAAUAUUUUAACAAAUAAUGAAGAACUUACGUCUGUAAAGGUGGAGCCUGGAAUUUCCACACAACAAUACACAUAUAUAUAA